Molecule: messenger RNA, 1492 nt
Organism: Lasiosphaeria miniovina
Lineage: Eukaryota; Fungi; Ascomycota; Sordariomycetes; Sordariales; Lasiosphaeriaceae
Product: FAD dependent oxidoreductase
Exons: 3
Coding region: 151-1302 (383 amino acids)
Biological process (GO): D-amino acid catabolic process
Cellular component (GO): cytoplasm
Molecular function (GO): D-amino-acid oxidase activity; FAD binding
Source: RefSeq, a predicted model, not a curated record
CAAAAUACCACCACCCUACCCUGCAUUAGCUAGCUAGCUUUUGCUGAACUGGAGAUCCAUACAAAAACCUCCUGUCUGGACAUCGCUCGGGGGUCUUCUUCCCUCUGUCAAUCUCGCAGACACAGAAUAAUAAAUUAAAAGAAAGCAGAAAUGGCCAAACACAUCGUUGUCAUCGGAGCCGGCGUCGUCGGCCUCAGCGCCGCUGUCGCCUUGCAAGAGGCCGGGUACGACGUGACCAUCGUCGCGCGCGACUUUCCCGGCCCGGCCGAGACGUUCGACGGCCUGCAGCACAUCAACUUCUCGUCGCCCUGGGCCGGCGCGCACAACCGCUGGGUGCCGCCCCUGCCGUCAGGCGAAGGGCUGCGCGAGCACCGGUUCGCACUAACAACAUUUGCGCGGAUGCGCGCGCUGGCUUCCGCCGCCACGGAGUCCACUGCUCACGGCAUCACAUUCAUGAAGGGAAUCGAGUAUGUGGACACGGGCGCGGCCGUGCUGGCCGACGUGUACGGGCUGCUGACGGAGGCGCGCGCGCAGUCGGCCGAGCUUGCUAUGCCGGGGUUCCGGCUACUCGGCGCGGAUGACUUCCCCGACGCGCGCGUCGCGUGGGGCUGCGAGUACGACACGUGGUGCGUGAACCCCAUGGUGUACUGCGCUUUCCUGCUGCGACGGUUCGUGUUCCGCGGCGGGCGGGUAGCAAGGCGCGAGCUGCGCGCCGUGGCCGAGGUGUUUGCGCUGGCGGCGGCAGACGCGGUCGUUGGCAGAGGCGGAGGCGGGGUUGUUGAUGCCGUGGUCAACGCGUCGGGGGUUGGGUUCGGCGGGCCCGAGGACGGCGUGUUCCCGACGCGCGGGCAGACGUGCCUGGUGGCUAACGCGUGCGACGCCACCGUGACGCGGCAGCACGCCGACGGGUCGUGGACGUUCUGCGUGCCGCGCGGUUUUGAGGGCGGUACCAUUGUCGGCGGCACCAAGGAGCCCGACAGCUGGGACCCGCUGCCGUCGCUGGCCGUGCGCGAGCGCCUGCUGGGCAGCAUGGCUGCCACGUACCCGCGCAUCCUGGAGGGCGCUGCCGGCGGCGACUUCACCGUCAUCCGCGAUGUUGUCGGCCGCCGGCCCACCCGCAAGGCCGGGCUCAGGCUCGAGGGCGAACUUCUCCCGGGUGCUGUUGCCGGCGGCGGCGACGGCUUCGUCAUGCAUGCGUAUGGCCUGGGCGGGCGGGGCUACGAGCUCUCUUGGGGUGUGGCGGAGGGUGUGGUGACUGGCGUGAGGGAGUACUUGGAGGCGAGGGCCUCGUCGACGGCGUGAAGCGGUUGGCUGCCUCUUCUGUAAGUGCCUUUUCCAUGGCAGACAUAAUUCUCUCAAGGAGAAGGGGAGUGGCUUGUUGGCCCCCUUUUCUAGUUUAUUUCUGAAAGGUAAUGGAAAAAAAGAAGGAAAUUUGCGUCGAGAUACCGCAAUAUAAAAUUGCCAAUCAUUGCCAUUGCUUCCCAAGAAAGAC